AUGUGGGGCCAGGACCUGGGUGACUUGCCCGCUGGCCUUGCUCGCGCUGCCAUCGACUCCAGGGCGGAACCUGCGGCCAGGCUGGCCGCGCUGGAGUCCUUGAUGCAGCUUUUGAAUGCCCAGGGCUUUUGCAAGCCGCCCUCUAUGGAUGACUCAGAGGCGCACUCGGAGCUGGAGAUCCACGCAGUGGCCGUCUUGGCAUCUCUGCUUGCGGAAUUGCCUUCACCCCAGGCUACCGAGUGGUGGGCAGAAGUCAUCGACGAGGAAGCAGAGGCCGAAGAGUCUGCGGACCAUGCCGACAAGAGUCGAGCAGAAGAGGCCUUGCUGCAGGAAGCUUUGGACGAUGCUUGCCGCCUGGUCCAACGAGGUGGCCAGGUAUGCUUCCGCUUACACGAAGCGGCUGUCCAACUGAUGCAGACGGAGGCCUGGCAAGCGAAACAUGGAGCUUUGCUCCUGCUGCUGCGGCUUGCCAUUAGAGACCCCGAGGAUGCGCAGGCUGUGGAGACACAGGCAGCCCAAGAAGCUUCGGAAGCAGCCUUGUCCUGCUUUUCCAACACAAGUCCCAGGGUUCGCUGGGCCGCUCUGGAGGUUUGGGCGCGGCUUCUGCGGGCUGGAUGCACAGCGCCUGUGGACCUGCUUGGCCAGGCACCUGAGCCGUUGCUGAAGCUCUGCAAUGAUAUCUACACCCGCGUCAGACGCCGUGGCCUCUUGGUCCUUCUCUUCUGCGUGGGGGCCGCGCCAUUCGCAGUUGCACCCCUUGGCGAGAAGAUCUUCAGGUAUGUGUUGAUACCACAGGCAAGCGGCGACGACGACAGUCGAGAGGCAUGCCGUCAGAUUGCAGAGCAUCUGGCACUCGCUAAAGAUGUGCCUGGAGGCUACACAGAUGAGCAGUGGCAUCACCUGGAGGCCUUGGUGACAAGAGCGUCCUGA
Molecule: messenger RNA, 930 nt
Organism: Symbiodinium pilosum
Lineage: Eukaryota; Dinophyceae; Suessiales; Symbiodiniaceae
Source: the annotation of a GenBank genome assembly